Messenger RNA from Arabidopsis thaliana (thale cress), 293 nucleotides. Its product is annotated as Plant protein 1589 of unknown function. Bases 27 to 293 code for a protein of 88 amino acids. Lineage: Eukaryota; Viridiplantae; Streptophyta; Magnoliopsida; Brassicales; Brassicaceae. The record is from RefSeq and is marked reviewed. The transcript is spliced from 3 exons.
UGGUUGUAGCAAAAUAUAUAAUAGAAAUGAGACACUCUUCUCCCGCUGUAUACAUUCAUCUGGUGCAACACAUGAUAGAGACAUGUUUGACCUUUAACAUGAGCAAAGAGGAAUGCAUGGAAGCUCUCUCAGAGAAUGCAAACAUCAAUCCCAUCAUCACGUCCACUGUUUGGAAGGAGCUGGUUAAAGAGAACAAGGACUUCUUUGAGACGUACGAGCAGAAGCUUAUGAAAAAGGAAUCAAUGUCGGAGGAGGAGACAAACCAAUUAAUUCAGAACAUCAUCUCUUUGUGA